UCCGAGGUUAUUCCCGCCCACCCCACCACUCCGAAGGGUAAGCAGAAGCACGACAGCGGGGGCUGGUUCUCGGCAGGCUGCUGUCGUGGCACCGCGGGAGGCGCCAGAGGGGGCUCGGAGGUCUCCAUGGAGCGCAGGCUGGCCGACUACCGCGCUGCCCGCCGCGCCACUGGCAACGCCACUCCCUCGACAAAGUCUUCAAUCAAAGCGGCGGCCCCGGCAGUGGCCAUGGCGGCGGCGGAGACGCCCGAGCAGCCCCCGCCUCGUCCCGAGGAAUCUGUUCAAAGGACUGCAAGCCCCAAGGCUGAAACAUCUGUGCCGUGGUGGACCAAUUAUUUUUUAAUGAAUGUGACUUUUCUCAAGUUUCUCCUCUGGCUUGUCUUAUUGGGACUAUUUGUGGAACUGGAGUUUGGUUUGGUUUAUUUUGUCCUGUCUAUGUUUUAUUGGAUCUAUGUAGGAACUCGUGGCCCUGGAGAAAGACAGACUGGAGAAAAAAGUGCUUAUUCUGUAUUUAACCCAGGCUGUGAAGCUAUUGAAGGAACCCUGACUGCAGAACAGUUUGAAAGAGAACUGCUGUAUCAGCCCUUGGUGUUGAUGUAACCAAUGCCUGUACCAGCUGCUGUAUAACAAUACUGUACACAUCUUAACCAUGGUUGUGGAUAGACUUAUAUUUUUCACCUGAACACAAUGAAAGACUGUCAACAGUGACAUUUUUCGUCAGAGAAAAAGAUGUUUCAGUGUUCUAAUUCAAUUCUAGCUGUGGAUCCUGAUUCUAAUAUAAGACCCAAGGUCAAAAACAGGAAGGGUUUGAUAUAUAAAGACUGGUAUAGGCAUCUGUAUUAAGCUUUUCUUAUUGAUGAUGCUGGGGUGAAAUAAAAUUUACUAUGCAUUAUGUUAA
This is a messenger RNA of Pogona vitticeps (central bearded dragon), 898 nucleotides long. It is a transcript of the gene SAYSD1, whose product is annotated as SAYSVFN motif domain containing 1. Lineage: Eukaryota; Metazoa; Chordata; Lepidosauria; Squamata; Agamidae. The record is from RefSeq and is a predicted model, not a curated record.